Molecule: messenger RNA, 1033 nt
Organism: Lycium barbarum (goji berry)
Lineage: Eukaryota; Viridiplantae; Streptophyta; Magnoliopsida; Solanales; Solanaceae
Product: adenylate kinase isoenzyme 6 homolog
Exons: 3
Coding region: 212-745 (177 amino acids)
Cellular component (GO): cytoplasm; nucleus
Molecular function (GO): ATP binding; AMP kinase activity; ATP hydrolysis activity
Source: RefSeq, a predicted model, not a curated record
AUUCUCUUUUAGUAGUAAUUUAAUUUUGUUGAAACAAACGUUAGAGAGUUGACUUGCUCAACUCUGUUUCUAUAUUAUACAAAAAAAAAAAAAAAAAAAAAAACUUAGUUGUUGAUUCAACUCGGUUCUGUAAACGCUGAAUUUGGUAUAACAAACAGAAUUGGACUCCACUUAAACUGAAUUUGGUUUGAUAUACGCAGAGUAUACGGUUAUGGCGCAAAAUAGCAGGUGGAGGAAGAGACCUAAUAUACUUAUCACCGGAAUUCCGGGCACAGGGAAGACGACUACGGCGGCUGCCCUGGCGGAGGUGACGGAGCUCCGCCACAUCAACGUCGGCGAAUUUGCUAAUGAGAAAAACUUGACCAACGGCUGGGAUGACACUUUCGAUUGCUACUAUAUCAACCAACACCUUGUAUGUGAUGAGCUUGAAAACUUGAUAGAAGAAGGCGGAAACAUAGUUGAUCAUCAGAGCUGUGACUUCUUUCCUGAACGUUGGUUUGAUCAUGUGGUGGUGCUUCAAACUGACAACUCUGUCUUGUAUGAUCGGUUCACUAAGAGAGGUUACACUGAUCAAAAGCUUGGUAAUAAUACUGAAUGUGCAACCUUUCAAGUUUUGCUGGAGGAGGCAAAAGAGAACUAUCCAGAGGAUAUUGUGGUUAUACUAAGAAGUGAUUCUCUGGAAGAUAUUACCAAAAAUGUGGAGAAACUGACCAGUUGGAUUAGUAAUUGGAGCCCUGUAUUAUGAAUUAUGAUUAAGUAUCAGCAAAGCAUAUUAAGGCUACUCGCGGGCAGGGGCAGGGGUGCAAGAGGGUUCGUCGAAGAAUUACAUUGUAUAAAUAAGGUCAAAAUUAUUUUAUGUAUAUAUGAUGUUACAUCCCCUUGCUUCUUCGUGUGUCUACUUCCUUAUAUUUUGGAUCCCUUUAGUGAAACUUCUGGCUCAACCAUUGCUCACAUGGAAGUUAUGUUCUACGGUUUGACUAUUAAGUUUUGGUUUCUUCUUCUCUUUAACAUACGAGCAGAAAAUUCAGCAGGA